UGACAGUCCUGAUCCACGGUAGCUGCUCUGCAGCAACAAGACCGGAGCCGAGCAAGGCAGGCAGGGGUGGGGGAACAGAGAGAGACAACAGACUGCAGCCAGCCGGACAGGCUGUGUGCUGUGUAGUAAAUGGGAUUAAACCGCCCAGACAGCGCUUGGAAACGCUAGCAGCAGUACUUAGUAAUAGUAGUAGUAGUGGAGAGUAGUGGGGGAGCUCCGCGCCGAGCUGUACCGCAUGUGCUCGCCCGUGUGGAAAACAGAAAAACAACCCAAACAAGAGGAAAACUAACGAUAGCUGCAGCCGCCAACCAGCCCCCGGUUCAGGUUCAGUAUUCAGUAAACCGACCCCUGCCUCCCCUCUCACAUGCCUGCGUUGAUGUGGGAGAGAGAGAGAGGGGAGCGGAGCCAGGGGACGUUUGAUUUACCUCUCUAAACUUGCAGAAACACUACAAGAAAAAUACAACACGAGUUUGUUUUAGUGGAAAAUAAAAGAAUAUAUCGCGCGUCAUGGAGAGCCAAGCGUGCGACCUCCAGAGCUGCGAGGACGUGCGGAAGAGCGGCUACCUCCGCAAGCAGAAGUCCAUGCACCGGCGCUACUUCGUGCUCCGCGCCGCUUCGGAGCGUGGCCCGACCCGCCUGGAGUACUACGAGAGCGAAAAGAAAUUCCGCGGCAAGGCCCCCGUCCCGAAGAAAGCGGUGGCGCUGGAGACAUGCUUCAACAUCAACAAGCGGGCCGACUCCAAGAACAAGCACAUGAUCGUGCUGUACACCCGGGCCGAGAGUUUCGCCAUCGCCGCGGAGAACGAGGCGGACCAGGACGAGUGGUACCAGGCCAUGGUGGACCUGCAGUGCAAAAGUAAAAUCCCCACUGACAAUGAGGACGGGGGGGACUAUGGCGUGCCCAAUCCCGGGCCUGCAUUCAAAGAGGUUUGGCAGGUGAAAGUGUGGCCUAAAGGCCUGGGUCAAGCCAAGAACUUGGUGGGCAUCUAUCGCCUUUGCCUGACUGACAAGACUGUCAAUUUUGUCAAGCUCAACUCUGAUGCCGCUGCCGUAGUGCUGCAGCUGAUGAACGUCCGACGCUGCGGUCAUUCAGAAAACUUUUUCUUCGUCGAGGUGGGGCGCUCAGCCGUGACAGGCCCGGGCGAGUUCUGGAUGCAGGUGGAUGAUUCGGUGGUGGCCCAGAACAUGCAUGAAACCUUGCUAGAGGCUAUGAAGGCACUGAGCGAGGAGUUCCGCCAACGCAGCAAGUCUCAGUCGAACUCUGGCCCUGGAGGAGGUGCUACUGCUUCUAACCCCAUCAGUGUUCCUUCACGCCGCCAUCACCCGAACCCUCCUCCCAGCCAGGUGGGCUUCACCCGUCGCCCCCGAACUGAGCCUCCGGGGGGAGUUAACAGUGGAGCAGGGGUCAACAGUGCCAAUGCUUCUCCCACCCCACGGCAUAGCUUCCCGAGGUCUCCCACUGCUAAUGAUGGGGGGAAAGGUGAGGAUGGAAUAGCAGGCAGCACACCACUCCAAGGGCCGUGCUCCAGCCCAUCCACAAAUGGCUCUUGCUCGACCACCCCAAUCCUCAGGUCAAAGUCAGCCCGUUCAGCCGCCACCACAGCUGCUAAAACUUCUCUUGGGUUGAUGCGUUCCAUCUCCACACCAGCGCCCUCUCCAGCCCCAAGCCUCUCAUCUAGCUCUGGGCAUGGCUCUGAGUUUGGAGGCGUGACAUCUGCUAGUGCUGGUCCAGGGUCUGGUGCCUAUAGUCAUGUCCCCUCCCAUCGCGCCUCUGUCUCAGGCUCACCCAGUGACUAUGGCUCUUCAGACGAGUAUGGCUCUAGUCCUGGGGAUCACACUCUCCGAGCCUCCCUGAGCCUCCCUGGAAGCUCUGUUGGUAGCGCUGGCAGUCAGUCCCACGGUGAGGAGGGAGCCAACUAUAUCCUGAUGGGCCAACGUAGUGGUGGCGGUGGUAGCAGCAGUAACCAAGGGAGCUUGACAUGCGGAUCCUUGCCAGCACCAGGAACACCAGCCUCUGGCUCCCAGCCACAAACCAGGAGAGUGCUGCGCCGCUCCUCCAGCCGCGAAUGUGAUGCUGAACGUAGGCUGCUGAGCAAGCGGGCUUCAUUACCUCCUAUGGCCCUGGAGAGGCUGGCCCCACGUCAGCGCAGAGCUGAGGAGCCUGCAGAUGAAGAUUCAGCCGAUUAUGCCAUCAUGUCCAGAAGCACCAGCCGCGAGUCCUUUGCUUCCACCUCCUCUUCCACACAGAGGGAAUCUGUCAUGGGUGCUGGGUCGGCAGGGGGAGGUGGAGGGUACUUGGAUGUGGCGGGUGAGUUCAAAGGUGAAGUGGGUGGAGGAGCCAGCGGUAGUGUAGAUAUAGGUGUGGACACUGGGUACAUGUCCAUGCUGCCUGGCGUCACUCAGCCUCCAGUAUCCCUGUCCCAAUCAUUGGCUGUCUCUGUUCCAGACUCGGAUUCCAAACCUCCUGAUGACUACAUGGCCAUGACCCCGAACAACAGCGUGUCUCCACCACAGCAGAUCCGGCCUCCACCAGCUUCUGAUGGCUAUAUGAUAAUGUCCCCCAAUAGCAGCUGCUCCCCUGAUCAGCGUGGAGGUCUCUCUGGAGGGGCUUGGGUGGGCAGUGAUAGUGCAGACAGCAGGGCAGGCAGUGACUAUAUGAACAUGUCUCCAAUCAGUGCACGUUCUGUAAAUGGCAGCCCCCCACCUCCUGAGCACACCGGCCAUUUGGAGACCAGUUCUCAACAGCAAGCCCCCAAGAUGGUGUAUUCUUACUAUUCCCUUCCCCGCUCAUAUAAACAUAACCCCUCUGCUGGACACUUUGAGGAUGUUCCCGGACGAGGCAGAAGACCCAAUGGGAGUUGUAGUAGGGGAAUGGGUGGAGGUAGGACUAUGGAGGGGCGUCAAGAGCAAACACUAGCAGGCAAUUCAGUAGUUGGACGCCACCUAUCACUCUCCUCUUCCUCAUACUCCUCCAGCUCAGCCAGCAGCGAGAGCCUUGGGGAGGGUGAGGACCGAGCUACACAGGCAGCGAGCACCAUUGCUGGGGGAGCUCUGUCCAAAGAUGGGAGUAAGCUCCAGCAGAAACGAGGCUCUGGUGGAUUGUCCAAGCAGGGUAGCCAUAGUAGGAGCAGACCAGUGAGCCUGUUUGUUGAUGUAUCCAAGGCUAACACCCUUCCUAGGGUCCGUGAGAAUCCCCUGCCCCCAGAACCUAAGAGCCCUGGGGAGUAUGUAAGCAUUGAGUUUAAGGGGGAGAAGAGCAGCCAGACUGGGGUUGGAGGAGGGCGGGGCAGGGGUCUCAGGCAUGGCUUAUCACUGCCUCAUGGCUCAAGCAGCAAGUAUCCUCAACACAGGCCAACGUCUUGCUUAGGGAACUUUAUCCCCCUCUCCCGUAGCCCCUCUGCCCCCAUCACUCCCCCAGCCGCCUCGGAGUAUGUCAACAUGGACUUGGGCCCUUCCCCGUCCCCUUCACCCCUCUCCCUUACCCCACUGGUUUUCCCUUCUUUCCAUACCCCUCCCACGCCACCAACUCUUGCUCAUGCCCCAAAAGCCUGUGUUGAGGGAACUACUGGCCCUUGUGAAGAGGGGGAUGAAGUGGCCGAGGCCCCACUUAGGAAAAGCAGAGAAAGUGCCCCAUCAGUGUCUGAGUCCCCGACAUCCUGUGGAGACUACACUGAGAUGGCCUUCCCUAGGUCAUCAUCUAGUGUCUCCCCCAAAGCCCUGUCCCCCACCAGGACUGAUCCUUCUGUUCCAGUGCUAUCACGGGGUCUAGACUUCCCCCUAGCCAAACCUGGACCCAACCCAGACCACGGGGCUAAAGUUAUCCGGGCCGACCCCCAAGGACGCAGACGGCACUGCUCAGAAACUUUCCUUGCCCCGCCUUCCCUCCCCACCUCUACCUCUGCUUCCUCUUCUUCUACUGCCUCCCUCUUUCCAGAACAUGCCCAAGCUGUCGCCCGCCGGCUGGGUUUUGAAAGCAUGCUGUGGGGGAAUGGUGCUGUGACUGAUAAUCCCACUCAGUUCGCCCUCCCUGGACAGCAGUCCCUUCCCACAAACACUCAGACUUCGUCCACAGAGCAAGGCCUUAAUUACAUAGACUUGGACUUGGCCAACAAAGAGGGCCACCAUUUGGGCCAAGAUGGACCUUCAGGUAGCCAGGCCCCUUCUCGCCUCUUCUCUGUACUGGGUGGAGGUUCUGGGGUCGGGGGAGUGGGACUGGGAGUGGGCGCAGCAGUCGGCGGCAGCAGCAGCAGCAGCAGCAGCAGCUCAACACUCAACACUUACGCCAGCAUCGACUUCUACAAAUCAGAGGAGCUGCGAACGCAUCAGAAUGGAAACAAGGAGGGUACAGAGUGCUGAUGUCAUUGUGUCAUCCUUUGGGAAACAACCUGGUGCCACUCAGAGAACUUCAAAGCUUCGCCUGUUCCUUUUGUGACAACCAAUCACAUGGACAGAGCAACUGGAUCGGACACGCCCCUGACGCACUUUGACAGACUGAUGGAAAGCUUUUUUUCUUUUUUUUUUUUCGCUUUCAUCUUGUUGGUUGUGGAAACCAACUUGGAUGCGUGCCAAAUGACAUUCUUGAAAAGCUAUUUGCUGCUCUCAUUCCUUGAGUGAAAGCCAAUCAGAGAAGGUUACAAAAAAUGGACACUGGUGUUUUGAUUUUUGAUUAUUUUUCCAAGACAAAAAUUCUAAUCAUUAAGAGUAUAAUGGUCACUAUUUAGUGUAUGAAAACGAAAAUUAAUAGAAUUAUAUAUCUGCUCAAAAAGUGCCUCAUUUUCAGAUUGUAGCCAUUUUACAAAGAACUUCAACUUAGCCUGACUUACUGAAACUUUGGGUUCAGUUUGUGUGUGCUUGAUAUAGAUAUAGAUAUAGAUAAAGGGGGGAGGGGGGGGGGGGGUAUCACUGGUGUGAGUUUUUGCUGCGUUCAUGUCAUAUGGGAUGAGAUCGUUAUUUAAAACCUUGCGAGCAACAGUUGGAUGUGAUUACAAUGUUAGAGAGUCGUGUGAGGGUUAAAAAUACUGUGCAUGGUCAAUAUAACGCCUGUGAAAUGUACUCCUGUGCCAUUGAGCUCUAAAUCGGAUAGAGAGUUUAACAUUCGAUGUUGACGUGAACAAUAUUUACAAGUCGGAAAAGGGAAAUCACAAUAAAUCCGAUAUGACAUGAAUGCAGCAUUUUCGCUAUUGAUAAUGGUACUAGCCAAUCUGCUGGCCUUCCCGUCUACUGUGAGAAAUAUUAGCGUAGCCUGUGUUAGCGACACGUUCAGCUCAUUAUAACCUGCGCUGCUUUUAUUCUGUCUUUUUCUCUUUCUGUUAACUUUUUAACAAAGCCAUACACCUAAAGUAUUAAAGACACAGGCUUGACACAAAAGGCACUGGGUAGCAGGGGAUGCAGUAGCUUGCUAGUUAGCUAAAGCCAGCUAGGUCAGAUUAACAUAUUAGCCUCGUGCAAGAACGUAAAUGCAGCGUCCGGUCCUGCUGACCACAGCUCAGGGUGAGAGCCCUAAUACAGAGCGAGGCAAUCCCAUUAGUGCUGUUAGCUCCAGACACUAGUGUCUUGUUAAAUCCACUUUGUCUCAGGAUGCUUAUUAACAUUAGGUACGUACGCCUGAGGAUAGAAACCCUAUCAAUAGCUAUGCUAAUGCUAGCUUUGUCGUGGUUAGCACACUGCUUUAUUAAACACCGGAAAAGGGGGUCAGUUCUUAUUUCAAUUCUGUCGGUAUGAAAUAAUAAAUAAGUGCUAAUUUGUUCUCAGUUAUUUUAUACAUUAAGGUACCAAACAUUUUAAGAUUUUACACUUUAAACAUUUUAAACUGGUUGAAUUGAAAGUGCGUUGACCCUGAAUGCCUCUUUAAGACUGUCUCCCCUCUCCCUCCUUUCUGUCUUUUGCUUAGCUCUUACUUUAAUCUCCGCUAUGCAUCAGCACUUAAGUGCCUGUCUGUCCUUUUUAUCUGUCUGUCUCUCUGCCCCGUCUUAGCAGCUAGCACUGAUAGGGCUGUCCUCGCAGAAUAUAUUAGUCUAUUUUUGUGUCUAUUUUUAGCUGUACAGUUCUCGUGAAAUAUCUUGUGUAUGUUUGUUCGGUGUGACAAUGAUCUAUCAGAUGACUUGACUGACAGCCAUGGCCCUAAUCGGAGGAGUUUGGACUGUUUCUCUUUGCCGGUAAUGGAGGACUUAAUUGUCGCAGGGCCGUCAGUGCCAAAACACAACACCAACAAAAAAAGACUAAGCUCCAACAGCACCUCAAGAAGCAACCUUCAGCUCUAAUGCCUGGAUGUAUUGCUUUGUUUUGUUUUAAAAAUGUAACCUUUUGUGUUCCCCGUUUUCUUUUGCAGCGGGGAGAACUGUGACAUAUCUGGCCUGCUUAUGUGACUCUUGGAGAUAAAGGUCAUUGGACUUGCGUACGCUUUAACCUUGAAUUUGUCUACAACUUUGACCAGAGGAUUAAAAAGAAAUGCAUGAUGAGAAAGAAAA
Messenger RNA from Perca fluviatilis (European perch), 6467 nucleotides. RefSeq names its product insulin receptor substrate 1-B. NCBI's taxonomy places the organism in Eukaryota, Metazoa, Chordata, Actinopteri, Perciformes, Percidae. The record is from RefSeq and is a predicted model, not a curated record. Gene Ontology annotation, cellular component: plasma membrane; cytosol. Gene Ontology annotation, biological process: insulin receptor signaling pathway. Gene Ontology annotation, molecular function: insulin receptor binding; phosphatidylinositol 3-kinase binding.